AUGAACGUUGGUAGCUCAGUAGGAACUCGUGUGGAAGCAAUAGGGAUAAGAGAGCAAGAACAAGAUAAAAAAGGGACAGAAAGUUUUGAAGAAGGUGUAGCUAGAAGCUCUAAAGUAUCAAGGAGUUUGAGUUUAAAUUCACUAUCAGCUAAUGAAAAAGUGCAUGAGAACUCAGAUCUGGAAAGUUUAGUUGGUGAAAACAAGUUUGAUGGCAAUGGAGCAGUAACUAGGAAAUCAGAGGAAAAACUAAAUAGUGAAGAUGGAGAUAACAAUGCUAGUAAAGGAAAGGAACAAAAUAAGGAGUCUAAGCAGCCAUGGGUUAAUAUGUGUAAGAACAAUCGUGUAGCUAGAAAUGGAAUGCAGUUAUCUUAUUUUCCUCCACAAAUAGUGAAUGGACAAACGAUGGUGCAGCUGGAAGGGAAAGAGCAAUGGUGUCCUGAGUUUGAUUUUGGUAGAGAGUUUUUAACAGAAAUCCCUUUGUGGGUGAACUUUCCAAAAUUGCCACUUAAUUGUUGGGGUGUGGGAUCUUUGAGUAGAAUUGCCAGUGCUAUUGGAGUUCGUCUUUUUGCUGAUGAGUGCACCACAAAGCAAACAAGAAUCUCAUAUGCAAGAAUGCUUGUUGAAGUCAAUGUUACAAAAGCUAUACCUCAGCAGAUAGCAGUCAUGGAUCCAAAUAGGAAAACAUUUAUGCAGGAAGUAGUGCUAGAAUGGAGGCCUCAAUAUUGUGAUAAGUGCCAGAAAAUUGGUCAUCUAUGUCAAGUGGAACCAGAAGCAAAGGAAGAAAUGCCAAAGAGAAGAAGGCCAUGGAAAAAAAUAACUCAAUCAUGGCAAUACAAAGGACCAAUAUCACAACAGACUGAGCAGGAGAAGGUACCUGAACAAGCAAAAGAGAACAGUCUUAGUCCACAGAAGAGUAAGCAGGAGGUAGAACAGGAGAUAGAAAAGAAGCAAGAUCAGCAAACACCAAGGAAUAUUGGUGAGCACUCUAAUAAUGCAGAUAAUCAGCUCGAAAUUAUCUUGGCUAACUUUCCUGUAUUGAGAGCUAUACCAAUUAGGAUUGGGUUUGAGAGCCUAAUGCAUAGUAAAAUAGCUUCACUAUCUAUUGAUAGAGUGGUUAAAGAAAGAAGUAAGGAUCAUCAGAUUAUAUUGACUGUGAUGUAUGGAUUUAAUACAAUUGAACAGAGGAAAAGUUUGUGGCAAGAAAUGAAUAUAAUGUCAAAAGGGAUCUCUCAACCAUGGCUCAUAGUAGGGGAUUUUAAUGCUAUUCUUUCAACUAAAGACAGGUUAGCUGAAGUUCCUGUUACUAUUAAUGAGAUCAAAGACUUUGCUGAGUGUGUGAGGGAUAUUGGUGUCAAUGAAUUACAAUGGAAAGGUAACUGCUAUACUUGGACUAACAAGAAGUGUGGGAGGGAUAGAAUUUCAAGUAGAAUUGAUAGAGCAUUUGGGAAUGAUGAAUGGAUGGAAAAAUGGGGGCAUGUUAAUGUAGAAUAUGGGAAUCCAAGCAUAUCUAAUCAUAGUUCUAUGUAG
Molecule: messenger RNA, 1527 nt
Organism: Solanum pennellii
Lineage: Eukaryota; Viridiplantae; Streptophyta; Magnoliopsida; Solanales; Solanaceae
Exons: 3
Coding region: 1-1527 (508 amino acids)
Source: RefSeq, a predicted model, not a curated record